This is a messenger RNA of Gasterosteus aculeatus aculeatus (three-spined stickleback), 3547 nucleotides long. RefSeq names its product CTD (carboxy-terminal domain, RNA polymerase II, polypeptide A) phosphatase, subunit 1 (gene ctdp1). Gene Ontology annotation, cellular component: nucleus. Gene Ontology annotation, molecular function: RNA polymerase II CTD heptapeptide repeat phosphatase activity. Lineage: Eukaryota; Metazoa; Chordata; Actinopteri; Perciformes; Gasterosteidae. The record is from RefSeq and is a predicted model, not a curated record.
GGGGGUAGCGCGGAAACAGAUGGCGGAUCCUCCUGCAGAUUCUGGCGGCGGUAGAGGUGUCGGCUUCGGCGGUGGAGCAGCAGCAGCAGCGGCGGCGGCGGCGGCGGCGGCGGCGCAGCAGGGCCCCACGGUGCAGGUGGCCGACAUCUGCUUGCCGAAGGGGGCUCUCCCUCUGCGGCUUCUGGAGUGGAAAGUCAAACCCGGCUCCCACGUCAACCUGGACUCCGUGCUAGCGCUCUGCGCUCCGAUACCCGCGGAGAAGGGGGCAGAGGUUGCCAGGCAGCCGGAGAGAAAGGUGAAAUCGGACCGUUCCGGAGUAGUCAAGGAGCUAUGCUGUCAACUCGGGCAAGUCAUACCUCCCGGGGGCGUCGUCGUCAGAAUAGAAGAAUGCAGCCAUCCAAUAGUAAUGAAGGGUUUAUGUGCUGAAUGUGGCCAAGACCUGACUCAGCUGCAAGGCACAAAUGGGAACCAGCAAACUCCCAUCUCCACAGCAACCGUCUCCAUGGUGCACAGUGUCCCCGAGCUGAUGGUCAGCUCUGAGCAAGCAGAAGAGCUGGGAAGAGAAGACCAGCAGAGGCUCCACCGGAACCGAAAGCUGGUCCUGAUGGUGGAUCUGGAUCAGACGCUGAUCCACACCACAGAGCAGCACUGCCAGCGCAUGUCCAAUAAGGGUAUUUUCCACUUCCAGCUCGGGCGAGGGGACCCGAUGCUCCACACGCGACUGCGGCCGCACUGCAAGGCGUUCCUGGAGAAAAUCGCCAAACUCUACGAGCUGCACGUCUUCACCUUCGGGAGCCGCCUUUAUGCACACACCAUCGCCGGUUUUCUGGAUCCCGAAAAGAAGCUGUUCUCUCAUCGGAUCCUUUCCAGGGAUGAAUGCAUCGACCCUUUCUCCAAGACGGGAAAUCUUAGGAAUCUUUUCCCGUGCGGCGACUCCAUGGUCUCCAUAAUCGACGACCGGGAGGACGUGUGGAAGUUCGCGCCAAAUCUCAUCACCGUGAAGAAAUACAUCUACUUCCAGGGCACCGGGGACAUCAACGCCCCCCCCGGGUCGCGGGAAGCCCAGAUGGCAAAGAAAGCUGGAGGCCCGUUGGGUCGCCCGGCGGAGAGCGCAGAGGCCGCGGGGACGCCGAACGCCGACGAGCAGAGUAACGGCGACAGGAAACGGGCGAAAGACGCCAGCCUCCUUCCCGGGAGGGAGGAGUCCACGGCGGCGACGGCGGAGGCAUCUUCUCAGGGAACACAGGCGAACGAACGGACACACCUCACAGAGGCGGAGGAGGACGAGUCGGGGAAGGGUCGAGGGUCAGAGGCGGAGCCUGGGGCGGCAGCGGCGGCGAGGGAAACUCGGGUGGGCGACGGGAAGCUCGCGAAGGAAGACGAAAGCAACAGGACACUGGAGACACGGGAGGCGGAGGGCGGCGCCGGCUCCUCUGCGCCGAGCCACGAGUCCAACAACCUGGACUUUGAUCUUUCUAGCGACAGCGACAACGACUCCGCCGCCGAGAGGCCUCCCUCAUCAGAGAGCGACGGGGAAGCCAAGUCGAGCCGGGCGAAGAAGCCCGGGCGGGAAGGAGUCCCGCCGGGCGCCGGGGACGGAGACGAAGAAGGCCGGCGUGAAGGGGACAACGGACGCGAGGCGGCAGAACCGUCGGGAGUUCUUCCCCCCGACCCCGAGCUGGGAAACGGCUGCUCGGACAGGACGGAGCCGGAGACGGAGUCGCAGAAUAGCGAGCAAUCCGGGGUCACCAUGGGGGAGGAGCUUCUGGACCAGAGCAUGGAGGACGAAGAGGAGGAGGAGCAGCAGGAGGAGGAGGAGGAGGACGUCGACCAGGACGAUCACCUGAUCUACCUGGAGGAGGUGCUGGAGAGGAUCCACGCGGAGUACUACGCGCGCUACGAGGCCUACCUGAGGAAGGAGGCCGCCGAAACGCCGGACAUCCGCAAGAUCGCCCCGGAGCUGAAGGGCAAGACGCUGGAGGGCACGACGCUGGUGUUCAGUGGCCUCUACCCGACCAACUACCCCAUGGAGAGGACCCGCGAGUUCUACCACGCCAAGGCACUCGGCGCCAAGAUCGCCAAGAACCUGGUCCUGAACGCACAGGACGCCGGUCGGACGACGCAUCUCAUCGCAGCGAGAGCCGGCACCGAGAAGGUCCGUCAGGCGCAGGGCUGCAGGCACCUCCACGUGGUCAGCCCCGACUGGCUGUGGAGCUGCCUGGAGCGCUGGGAGAGGGUGGAGGAGCAGCUGUACCCGCUGAGGGAGGACUGCUCCAAGACGCCGCGGAGCAUCAGUCCGGCGGCGUUCCCGGACACUCAGGGCUCCCCGCAGACGCACGUUUUCCAGCCGGCCCCCGUCCACAGCAGACCGGCGGCCCCCGAGGUCCGGACCUACGACCCCGUCACGGGGAAGCUGAUCCGGAGGGGCCCUCAGGCGCCGCGGCCGGCGUCCUACCUGCAGGGGUCCUCCGGAGAGCAGCCCGGUCUCAGGGGAACUUCACAGCGGCAGCAGGACGAGGCGGGGGGGUCCAGCCGGGACGACGAGCAGCCGGGGCCGUCUCGUCGCAAACGCCAGCCGAGCAUGUCAGAAAGUAUGCCUCUGUACCUACUCUGCAAGGAGGACCUGGACAGCAUGGACAGAGAGGUGGAUGACAUCUUGGGCGAGGAGAGCGACAACGAAAGUGAGGGCCGAGGGAAGGAGGCGGCGGGCAGAGGGGAGCGGCGGUCAGGAGCUGGAGGGACGGCGAGAGGCGGAGCACCAGGAGGAGCAGGAGAGCCCUGUCCCGAGGCCAUGAGCGUGGAGGAGGCCGUCCAGACACCCUCCGGCGAGGACAACGUGACGAGGGGCCACAAACGUAAGCACGACGAAGCCCAGGAGGAAGAGGAGGACGGGAAGGAGGAAGAGGAGGAGGAAGAGGGAUCUGCCGACGAGUCUUCUAAAGACUCCAACGAGGAGGGAGGGGGCAGCAGCUCGGAGGCGGACGAGAUGGCCGCGGCCUUGGAUUUGGAGCUCAAUGACUUCAUGUGACGUGGAGAAUGAUGGGACUCUUUCACAGCAAAAGGACGACGACAAAAACAACUUAAGAUCUGAAGUGGUACCUUUAAAAAAAAAAAAAAAAUACUAUUUUUCUGCUUUGGAUGUACGAGGCACGAACGUGUGCUGCCACAAAAAACGAAUGUCCUGUACAGAGAUGACGCGCUGCCGUGUAAAUAGAGGUUUUUUUUUUUUUUUUCGUAGCAUCGACGUACGGCCUUUUUGGCAGAACAUUUUUGGAUGUUUAACAUUUUAUUGUAAGAUAACAACCCGUAUGAGGCAUCGAAUUUGAUACUUUUUUUGGUUUUACUUUUUUUCUAUCUCAAUUUUUAUAUUGAUGAGGAAAAAAGACAAAUGAAAUGACGUAAACGGUCGUACAUGCCAAAGAGUUUGGAGUCGGUUUGCCACGGCGUGCAGCUAAGUAUUUUACUCUGGAUUUCCAGUUUUAUUCUUUGUGUUUUGUUUUUCGUUGUUUGUUCGGGUCAUAAAUGCCACCAGCGGAUCGAGACGUUU